Molecule: messenger RNA, 4900 nt
Organism: Sipha flava (yellow sugarcane aphid)
Lineage: Eukaryota; Metazoa; Arthropoda; Insecta; Hemiptera; Aphididae
Gene: ex
Product: protein expanded
Exons: 11
Coding region: 690-4403 (1237 amino acids)
Biological process (GO): positive regulation of hippo signaling
Cellular component (GO): cytoskeleton; cytoplasmic side of apical plasma membrane
Source: RefSeq, a predicted model, not a curated record
CGCGUGCGUGUGUGUGUGUAGUUACUAACCUCCUCGUCAUCUUCGCCUCCACCGCCGCCGCUGAGCCCGUCCGUCCAGUUCGGUGCCGCGCGUCAGACGACCGCUCGCCGUGGUCACGCAGACACGCAUGUAAUCGCGGCGCGUCGCCGUCCGUUUUCUCGUCGGCCAUUUGCCGUAUUUCGCGCCCAUUUUCUUUCGAUCUUUUACGCGCGUCCUUUGCUCUCCUUCCCUUUUCGUCGUCGCGUUAUUCUUCGUCCGAGCUGAAAACGCGCGAAAAAGUGUUCUCCCGACGAGUGCGUUCCAUGCGUGUAUGUGCUCGCGUGCCUUUCGCCCGUUGUCGUGGUUUUCAAAAGCGCCGGUCGACCGGAGUCACGUGUUCGAAAUAAAUCGUUUCCCCUCUUCCCCCGUUAUUGCACGGUUCUCGAACGCCGACGCUUUCCCGCUACGUCGAAAAUCAUCGCCGCAGCCAGUGCGUAAGAGUGCGCUCGCGCGCGCCAAUCGCCGCCGCGUCCUGCACGUGCGCGCCGAAAACAGAAAACGGUCGUGGUGCGUGAAAACCAUCCGCACACAAUAUCCGAUGCGCCAUCACGAGCGUCGGAACAAUCUCGGCCUCUAAAAGCCCGACGCACGGCCUAUGAAGUUGCAGAUAUUAUGUGGGCGCGCGAAAUGUAGGCGUCGGGCGAGCUAGCAUGCGGAGCGCCAGCACAGUGAGCGGCCCUCUACUGUCUGUUUCAACGCCUGCCAGCCAACAAAACCGGUUCGCUGCCGUCCACCUGCUCACCGGCCAAUUAUUGUAUUUCAUUGUCGAGGGUAAAUCUCGGGUGAAAGAAGUUUACUCACAGCUGUCGGCUUAUAUGAUUGCUCAAGGAAUGCAGGACGUCGAACUGUUGGCACUAGCAUUCAUUUUAGACGAAGAAUAUUUUUUCACCGACCCCGAGAGUAAACUGUCCAAGUAUUCGCCGAAAAGUUGGAAAUCGUCUUCGACAUAUGGUCUUGAUCAAAACGGCCAACCUUUACUGCAAUUGCAUUUACGCGUCAAGUUCUACGUGGACACUACUAAAUCUCUGCGCGAUGACAUCACCCGGCAACACUAUUACCUUCAACUGCGCAAGAACAUCGCGGACAGGGGCGGGAGCACGGAUGAUGGCGAUCAGAACGUACUGCCGCUGGUGGCGCUCGGCCUGCAGGCGGACCUUGGCGACCACACGGCCGAUACGGACAUAUCGUCCGAGUUGCUCGAACAGUAUCUGCCGUCAAAGGUGUACAAGAACAACGAGCACAAGGUGAAACAGACGCUAUGCGCACUGCACAAGGGCCACAAGGGCGUGUCAAAAAGUCGUGCGCAAUCGAUGUUCGUCCAGGAAGCCGGUUUGGUGCACAAGUCUCAUCUGUACCGGUUGCGGUUAAACAAGUCUCAGCCGAAACAGACGCAGGGCAGCGCGAUAUCCAUGUGCAACAGCGUGUGGUUGGCCAUUUGCACUAACGGCGUACAGUUGUUUCACGAAAGUUUGUCACAAGCGCUCAGUUGUUUGUUCUUAUGGAAUAACAUUGUCAAGUUAUGUUUCGACCGUAAGAAAUUCGAGUUAAGACCGUCGAAUGCGGAUCGACUGGUGUACUACACGAAUUCGGACGAGAAAAGUAAGCGACUUUUAGCGCUGUGCAGAGACACGCAUCAGUUUUGCAUGACUGUGCACCCAAAGCUUUUGGAUACGUUUUUGAACAACAACGCACCGGAUAAGAAUGCGUGUGAUGGGCAGAAAUGGACAAAUGAGAAAAAAUCAAAAUCUAUCAACGAUAAUGGCGCAGCGACCGACGGGAAGAAAUACGAGAAUGGCGGUUGUUCCGAUACCGGAAUUUCGACGACCGAUCAAAAAACUACCGCUUUCAAGGAAAAGAUGACGGCGAACGGGAGCAUAUCGUCUAGCGUGGAGCUGGGAUACAGUCACACCGCUCAGAAUUCGACCGUGUCCGAUGCGGAGUAUUCGGUGCAAUCGAUACAGGACGGGAGCGUCACGUAUCUCAUAUAUAGGCGGCCGAGGGCCCGAGCGGCGUACGUGGAGAACAGCAACCAAUCGGCGAACACCAGCAGCGGCGUGUACACGUGCGCCAGCUACAGUUCGGCGUCCAAGGACACAGCGUCUGCGUCGUACACUACCGAGAACUGCAGCAGCGUGGGCUGCGACGACAGCGGCAGCGGUUACAAGCCGGUCGCGGCGUCCGGCCGUCAAUCGGUCGCGCUGUCGUCCACGGCACCGGCGGACACGGACUCGGCGUACAGCGCAUCGCUACCGCCCGACACAGUGGCCGCAUCGUCCACGUCGACGGACGACAACGAUGGCAACGACCACGACGAGAAUGCGGCGGCGGCCAACGGUCUGAAACAGGCGUCCGUGGCGGUCGACGACUGCGACGGCGGUGUCCGGGUCGGCCAUCGCGGCGACGACGACGGCGGCACCGACGAGCUGUACGAUCUGUCGGCCACGGCCACCAGCGACAGUUCGUAUUGCGUCGGCGGUGGUGUCACGACCGCGACCACUACGUCCGACGUGGACCCGUCGUCGUCGUCCAAGUGCGGCGAAACCGGUUGCGGCAGUCGAUGCGCGUUGGACGGCUACACAGAUCCCAAUGCCGUCGGUAGCAGCGCCAGUGGCCGCAGCCGAAGUGGCUCGGUGGUCAGCAACUCGGGCAGUUUCCGCGGCGACGGCAGCGACCCGUCCGAGGGCGGUCGCGGUGCUCUGCUGUCGGCCGCCGAGCUGUCCGACCUAAUCGUCGGCCGCAAGUCGUUGCAAACACCUCGGAAGGGCUUCUACCCGUCCAGGCCGACCACCAGCUCGACGCUCGACUCGGACUCUGACUACGUGACGCUGCCACCGCCGAUGAACUUCGUCACGGGCGCCCCGUCGCUGUCUAACCUGUCGCUGACCAACUUCGACUGUGGCACCGGCACCAUGGGCAGUACCCCCAGGGACGUGCGCCGCUCGUUCGACCUGCUGUCCAACGUGAUCAAAUUCUGCAGUGGCCAUCACCACCAUCAUCACCACCACCAGUGUGUGGUGAACAGCAACAACUAUCUGGACGUGCACAAGAGUGGCACCGCUUUCUACCAUCACAUCUACCCGACGGCCGCUGCAUCCGCUGUGCCGCCGCUCGUGCACGCCCGGCAACCUCCGCCACCGCCUCCGCCGCCGAGGCCGAAGCGAUUCGAUCUGCAGUUCGAGCAGUACAAACAGCAGCUACGGUCCGACGUGGAUUUCGUCGUGUAUCCACUCCAAGACCCCGCGGUCAGCCGCCAAGAGUACGUGGACGCUAAGCUAGCCCACGGUCGCCGACAUCAGCAGCAGUACCACCGGUACUACGGCCGCGAUCCGCCGUCGUACCAAGCCAACGCGCAUCUGUACCGGAGCACGCCGAACGUGGCGGCCGCCGUAUCGCCACCACCGCCCUCUUCGUCCGCGUCGUCGUCGUCAUUGUCCCAGCACCACCAUCAGCAGCACCAAAAGCAUCAGCAGCAGCAGCAACAGUACCACCAUCAUCACCAUCAUCUCGACCAGCAGCAGACGCUUCCGCUGCCGCCACCGCCGCUACCGCCGUUGCCACCGCACUUGAAGUACGCGUCCAAUCAGAACCUGCUGUUCCCGGCCACCGUGGCCGCGGCCGCCGAUUACACGGCAGUGCAUCACCACCGUCACCGACUAAACCCCUUUCCGCUGCCGGUGAGGACGUGUUCGCACGACGACCUGUUGGCCGCCACGUCCGCGGCGCCGGCCGUGCCGCCCAAAGUGUUGUACCGACGGCGACCGCCGCCGCCGCCGCCGCCCGUCACCGGACUGCAGAAACCCACGGCCGUCGUCAAUCAACAAAGGCCGUCGGCCGUUGACGCGGCUACCGCGACGACCACGUCGUCCGGGCCUUCGCUCACCGUGUUGGACAUCGAAUCGCUGCGGGAAAAGAGCCGGAACCUCGACCUGCCGCUCAUAUCGGCAUUGUGUAACGACCAGACGCUGCUCAAACAGACCAACGCGCUGGCCAUGGAAAACAAAGCCACGCAAACGGUCACCUCGGCGGUCGGUGUCGCGUCGUCACUGUUCGGCACCGCCGCCGCGUCAUCAUACGGCGGCGCUGCCACCGCGUCUUCUUACGGUGCCGCCACCGCGUCGUCUUACGGCGGUGUCGCCACCGCGUCGUUAUCGCAUCAGCCACCGUCGCUGUCCGCGGAACAGCAGCAGUCCAACGGUUCCGCGGUAAAAUCGAACUGCACCAGGUGCAACAACGGCACGUCCAUGUUUUCGUCGCCACCGCCUCCGAGUUUCGUGUCUACCUCUGCUUCCUCGUCGUCCGCUGCAGCCGUUAACCCGGCCAAAUCAAAACCCAAUCACGUCAAAACCAACACGAACGUGAAUUAGUAGUAGUAGUACUGGGGACAAAUACGUUUUUUAUUUUUAUGUUAGUGUACGUGGGAACGGUGUCGGACUAAGAACGGUGUGCCGAAGUGAUAGAGAGACCCUUAGAACGCGUCGUCCGGUGAUUUACAUAAUUACCAUAUAUCCGAACAGUGUACAAUCGAAAACAAUACGAACCGCAUAACCAUCGAAGUCCAUUGCGCCGUCACUCGCUGCCCGGUACCGUUUACUAAAUUCUCAUCGUUUUCGUACCGGUCCGAUGUUGAUCCGAUGAUUUAUAACCUUCGGCGAACGCAGCAGUGACACUCGCGAGACAUCUGCACCUAGCAUUUAUACUACCCAUCACUCCAAGGGCGACCCUUCUGUUACCGAAAAGAACGGCCAUCUUGUUCUUGUACGAAGUAGGUGAAUCGGGUCCCGGCAAAACCAAAUUUAUUUUAUUAAUAAUAUAUCUACUAAAAAAAAUGUAAUUAAAAACAUGCGUGUUGUAAAAUAUAAAC